CAAAAUUUAUUUUUAACUUUGAAAAUUAUUUUUCCCUAAUUUAUUCAACAAAAAUGGAGAUAAAUAACAGCAAUUAUUGGAAACAAAUAUAUAUUCCUCCAUGGGACCUCUUAGCUAAUAAACCUCCCCGCCAACAUUUUGGCACCUCAGACAAAUUUUCUCAAGACUCAGGAUUCCCUCAACGUGGAGGCUGCUCACGCACUACAUCCUCUUCUGAUUUGGAAUUAUUUCGCUGUGCUUCUGUGGAUGCUCAAUCAACUAUGACAGGUGGACUAGACCCUCACCAACAACAUAUGUUAAUGAUGAGGCAAUUUCCGCCUGGCUCUAAUAUGAUGAAUGGAAUGUGCAUUCAAGAAUUUUCGGGUACCCCAGAUAGAACAUUCCGUGUUGUAAUGUGUGGUGAUGCUUCUGUUGGCAAAUCUUCAAUAAUUAUGCGAAUUAUUAAAGGAGCAUUCCAACCUAAUAUUGCCAGCACUUUGGGAGUUGAUUUUCAUGUAAAAAGUGUUAGAGUUGGUACUCAAAAUAUAGCUGUACAAUUAUGGGACACUGCCGGCCAAGAAAGAUUCCGAAGCCUUUGCAAUUCUUAUUUUAGACGGGCUGAUGGAGCUAUUCUUGUUUAUGACUGCUCUAUAGAUCGUUCAUUUUUACGUAUUCGUGACUGGAUUGAAACAGUGAAGGUCGUAAGUGUAUUUAAGUUGUUUGGUGACUGGAAUUGAGAUUCUCGGAACCAUGAUUCCCAGUCUAAAAAACUUCCUUCUCUUGCAUUUAACUCUUCAAUCUUCCCCUAAUCAUCCCCCUUUUUCUCAGUCACUAUUCAAAAUUAUUU
This is a messenger RNA of Meloidogyne enterolobii, 826 nucleotides long. Lineage: Eukaryota; Metazoa; Nematoda; Chromadorea; Rhabditida; Meloidogynidae. The record is from the annotation of a GenBank genome assembly.